GCCAAGAACAAAUCUAUGCACACCGCCACCAACUACUAUCUGUUCAAUCUGGCCGUGUCGGACUUUCUGCUCCUGGUGUUCGGAAUGCCACAGGAGCUGUACGCAACGUGGAAUCCCCUGUCGUACCCGUUCAACCAGAUUGCCUGCAUCAUAACGGGGCUGCUGGCGGAAACGGCUGCCAAUGCGACGGUCCUCACCAUCACCACGUUCACCGUUGAGCGGUACAUCGCAAUCUGUCACCCGUUCCGCUCACACACCAUGUCGAAGCUAUCGAGAGCGGUCCGAUUCGUCAUCGUCAUCUGGCUGGUGGCGUUCGGGUUGGCCACCCCGCAAGCGCUACAGUUUGGUAUCGUGGAAACACCCAACAGCCGCCUCUGCACGAUCAAAAAUCGGCACUUUGUGCACGCGUUCGAGGUUUCCAGCUUCCUGUUCUUCGUGGGCCCGAUGACGUUGAUAGCGGUCCUGUACGUGCUGAUUGGAAUUAAACUACGGAAAAGCAAAUUACUGCAGGGUGUUAAACGUGCAUCCACCGACUACACUGCCCGGUCCCGGGGCGUGAGUGCCCAAACUCGGGUCAUCCGCAUGCUGGUGGCCGUCGUGGCAAUGUUCUUCAUCUGUUGGGCUCCGUUUCACGCCCAACGCCUAAUGGCCGUCUACGGUGCGUUUACCAACACGGACAGCAUUUUUUUCUACGACGUCUACACGGCGCUGAACUUCAUCUCCGGCAUACUGUACUUCCUGUCAACCUGCAUCAAUCCGCUGCUGUACAACAUUAUGAGCCACAAGUUUCGGGAUGCGUCGAGACACACACUGAAAGUCAAUUGUUGUGGUGAUAGUCGCACGAAACUGGAAGGUCACCAGCACACAUACAGUGCCGUGUCCCGGUACGGCGUGACUGGUGCCGGUUCGUUCAAGUAUAACGCGAAUAAUAUGACCUGCGUCGGUGCUGGCAUCAACCUGGGCACCACGGGCCACAGUAGUCCUGGAAAUGUACUGGGAGUGACACCGUUGACGACCGGUACCGGUAAUCCCGCAAAGCGAAACACCGAUCUCUGUCACCAGGAGUCGGAUAUGUCGCUGCUGACAAACGAUCGCAUUCGUACAUCCCCGGGGCGUUUUACGCGCGCCGAGUUUCAUUGCGUCUCGAUCAGCAGCAGCCAGUCGACUAACUUCAGCAGCAACGGUCGACUGAAUCGCUCAAAUGGUUCCACUCGGCCGGAUGGUGCACCCCCCGAUAGUGAAACAUCGGGGCGUUUGUCAACGAUCGCAGAGAAGCUGCGGCGUGGUACAAAAAAGGUUUUGGCGUUCAGUAAAUCCCCCGUCAGCACACCGGGCCAGACGGGAACCGGGCAAGGAAGCGAGCGGCGAAAGGCGCACCGCAAGCGGAACAGUUGCGACAGUGUCGACACGAAUACCAUUAGCAACUCCAGCCUGAAAGAGUUCGACGAGGAGGAGUUUUCCAGUGCGGAACUGGCCCGAUUCAUGGCCGAGGUGAACAGUGAGAUUCGCUAAGGCGCACGACCAGUAGCGAGUGGCGAAUACGCGAAGCGGAACGCUGUAUCGCCGAUUGGAAUCGAAAUGAACCAUAAACAAUAUACGGUAAACACCACAUACAGCGAGAGAGAAGAAAGUACAAAUCAUGCAGCUCAGCGAACGAUGUGAUCGUGAGGAAUGAAGAAAAGCACGAAUGGGAAAAUUCUUUCCGAAUGCGUACCUGCAAUUUUAUCUCUUAGUACACAAAGCUGAGUAAGGGGAAGGAAAUAAAAACUAUAAAAGCUCUCUGUCGAUCAAAGGCGUGGCUAGUGGACACUACGGACUAACGGUCGUUCGCUCGAGUUCGAGCACCUCCUUCAACCAGCGCCUGUCGUCGGGCCGAUUCACCGGCACCUGCUUCCGGGUAGCGGGCGAAGAAGUCCUGCAGCUCCAUCAGCCGUGCCUGCGUUGUAAAGCGGCCCGUAAUCGAGGGUAUCAUCCGACCGAGAUUGCGUUCCCCGAUGGUGAAUCGAUCGACCAAUCGUUCCCAGUUUUCCCGCACAUGCUCCCAAGCCGCCUGCUCGCCGUGCCGGUUGGCGGCGAUGCUCUGAAUGCAGCUCAGCUGAUCCUGCGUGCGCACGACCGUAGUGUCCCAAGACAGGUCCAAAAGCCGACGCAUCACCCGCUGAUCAGGGUACGAGGCGA
Anopheles bellator is the source of this 2178-nucleotide messenger RNA. Its product is annotated as pyrokinin-1 receptor-like. Gene Ontology annotation, molecular function: neuropeptide receptor activity. The transcript is spliced from 7 exons. Gene Ontology annotation, cellular component: plasma membrane. Gene Ontology annotation, biological process: neuropeptide signaling pathway. Bases 16 to 1512 code for a protein of 498 amino acids. The record is from RefSeq and is a predicted model, not a curated record. Lineage: Eukaryota; Metazoa; Arthropoda; Insecta; Diptera; Culicidae.